This is a messenger RNA of Mesocricetus auratus (golden hamster), 1032 nucleotides long. RefSeq names its product ferritin-1, chloroplastic-like. The record is from RefSeq and is a predicted model, not a curated record. Gene Ontology annotation, cellular component: cytoplasm. Gene Ontology annotation, molecular function: ferric iron binding; ferrous iron binding. Gene Ontology annotation, biological process: iron ion transport; intracellular iron ion homeostasis. Lineage: Eukaryota; Metazoa; Chordata; Mammalia; Rodentia; Cricetidae.
AUGGCCUGGAACACAGAUUUCGGUUAUUCAGAAUCCCAGGCUCCGAUAUGGAAGCAAUUUCAUAAAGUUUUGAAGAACAGAGGAAGCCAUCAAUCAAGAUGGUUGGCCUACAUCGAUGGAUACAGCGGAGCUGUGAUCACAGCAAAGCAGAGACGACAACUCGACUACAGACUGAUGCUACCUCAUAGCAGUCUCACCUUUGGGACAGAAGCUUUGAUCAUCUUCCUAGGGUGUGGUCAGUCACCUGUGAAUUUGGAUGUUCAUUCUCCAUGUCACCCAGAUGCUAGACCCAGUGAACUCAGCACGGCCAUGAUUCAGAAUGUGGUAGUUUUAGAGCUCUCCGUGAAGGUAGGAGUGUUGAGCAAACAGCCAUCCAUCAAAAGAGGACAUAAGAACGCCCCAGCUUGGAAGCGAACACAAGGGAGAAAGACACUUGCCCGCCAUGACCACCCCAGCCCUGACCACCGCGUCUCCCUUGCAAGUGCCCAGAGCUAUGUCUCCCUCGCAAGUGCCCAGAGCUACCGCCAAGACUCCGGGGCUGCCAUCAACCCCCAGAUCAGCCUGGAACUGUACAGGUUCCUACGUCUGUCUAUGUCUUGCUUCUUUCACCGGGAUGACGUGGCUCUGAGGAACUUUACCAAAUACUUUCUCCACCAAACUCAUGAGUAGAGGGAGCACGCUGAGAAACUGAGGAAGCUGCAGAACCAACGAGGAGGUGGCCGGAUCUUCCUGCAGGAUAUCAAGAAACCAGACCGUGAUGACUGGGAGAGCGGGCUGAACGCAAUGGCGUGUGCACUGCCCUUGGAAAAGAGUGUGAAUCAGUCACUACUGGAACUGCACAAACUGGCUACUGACAAAAAUGACCCCCGCCCGUGUCAUUUCAUUGAUUCGCAUUGCCUGAAUGGGCAGGUGAAAUCAAUCAAAGAACUCGGUGAUCACGUGACUAGCUUGCGCAAGGCGAGAGCCCCUGAAACAGGCAUGGCAGAAUAUCUCUUUGACAAUCAAUCCCUGGGACACAGUGAUGAGAGCUAA